AUGCCAAGGGGGUUUCCCGAUGACAUUCCAUGGCGCCGCAGCGAUGUUGAGUCAUUGCAUCGCUUCUUAAAAUCAGCCAAUGAUCGAGUGGAUCUAUCUGAUUCAUCUAAUGAGUUAUUAAAAACUAGUGAUAAUUCUUCUGAAUCAACUCCAGCCUUUGCGGAGACAUCCUUCAACACCAAGCCAAAAUCAUCAAGUGAAAUAAAUUACGGUUCUGUAUCCAAACGUCGAGAUUCCAGUAAAUCCUUUGCCCGAAGGGAUAAGAUUAAAGUGCCUUAUUUGUCGAAUGACAGUCCAGAAACAUUUGCGAAUAUAUGUAUAUUGCGUGGGCAAACUGGUUGUGGAAAAACAACCGCUGUACGUCUCCUAUCUGAAACGAUUGGCCUCAAAGUGAUUGAAUAUGACCCAUUUGAGAGCGAUGUUGUCUACAUAUCGGAUAAUGGAACUCAUGAUGCAGUGGCUGCCACGUUCUUACGUUUUUUGGACACUGUUCGUCGUAAGCCCGGGAUUUGCGUAUCGCAAAAAAACACAGUUUACAAUCGCGAAAUAGCUAAAGAUGUAACUUCAAACCGUCUUAAACGUCCACGUUUAGCGUUGUUGAUGCCCACAGCUGGAUCCAAAUCACAUUCUGACACUAGUUCAACAUCGGAGCCUCACAUCAUACUACUAAAGGACCUUCCUCGUACUUUAAUAACUAACAAAACUGAUUGCUCUCGUCGAAUACAAGAAAUAACCAACAGCAUUCUAGAUGGUGAGGGCACAAGCAAUGGUAUUACAAAGUACCCUAUGCUAAUAUGCGUGAACAACACUGCUAGUGAUCGGCAAUUGCUACGUAGCAUUUUGCCAUAUAAUUUUAAACAGCAUCCGAGGUGUAUGAUUCUACAGGUUGGUCAAAUAACCAAGAGCAAGUUGAGAGCUAUAUUGUAUCGUCACUUGGAUUUUUGGGGAAGGGGACGAACUCGGCAAAAUGAGAUGUUGAUAGACUUUCUUACCAGUGCCAGUUGCGGAGACAUGCGUUUUGCUAUAGCAAAUCUCCAUUUUUAUUCCAGCGUCAAUCGCACUUCUUCAAAGAACACUGGUGAUGAGAUGGAAGUUCUUAGUCGUCUUUUGCUGGAGAGAAACCCUUCCAAUGCUGUAUUUAAUGUCAUAGGAAAGGUGUUAGUCAAUAAACGCAUUCCGGUUAUUCUCGAUGAUAGCGAAUGUGACAUCACGGAAGAUAACGUUUUAGGGCCUUCAGAACAAGGCGUAAAUUCUUUAGAACGUUUUCGCCACUGUUUUCAGCUUUCAGCACCAUUAAGGGUUAGUGAUUGUGACAAGGAAGGGGCAGUUUUGUCUUUACCGGAUGAUUAUUCAGAUAUUUUGGAAAUUCUGCCGAAUCUCUGUGCCAAUAUUUCUGAAGAAUUGUUGACCUUUGAGGUUGCUACGGAAUCUCAGGGCGAUUUGCCUCCCCCGUGUAGUGAGAUGCUAUGGGAGAAUAUGUUUCGUUCGUUAUACGAGAACCAUUUUGACACUCAGUUAUGGGCAGAUAUGCCUACGGAUGUCAGACUUUAUGGUCUAUUAAAGCCAUUCAACAAAUCGGAACCACUAUCAUUUUGCCGAUGGCCCGUUAUUCAAGCAACACCAAAUGUCGAACCUUGCAGGUUUCCGCGUUCAUCACACUUGCCGUUGUUAACACGCCCUCAAAUGUAUUACAACCCCGACGAAUUGGUUCAAAACAGUUCUAUUGAUAGUGUCUUUUUGGUCGACAGUCUACAUGAGAACUACAGUUCGUAUUAUGAAUCGAUAGAAGAUUGCGCAGCGUUGACUGCUCAGCUAUGUGCGGCUGAUGUGUUUGCAUCUGGAUAUCGCCAUGCUGGAAUCAUAGGAGACGAUUUAUUGGAUGACGUUAAUACCAGGUUUGCUUGCAUAUGUGUUCGAUCUACAAGCCAUUCUAACCUUGGAGGUUCUGGUGUUUCAACACAAUUUCGCGCUUUCACGAAAGGCACAUGGCAUUCGGAAUCAAAACAUGACAUGAACCAUUUGAAGGAUCUUUAUGACCAACACAUACGUGACUUGGCUUCAGGGAACCAGGUGACCUCAAAGAGCAUAACUAGUGCUUACAUGUGCAAAAAUCGUGCAUUUGUAGAGCUGAUACCAUUUAUUUACAUGUUCAUGUACAGCGUCCCAGGGAAGCAUGAUGCUGACAUGCCUUUGUUUGGUCAGAUAGAUGACGUUAUUUCACAGCCUAUAUGGGAGCGAAUCAAUAUGAUUAUGGAUGAACAACCAUGCAGUGCACCUGAGCAAAUGAAGUCCAAUGCCACGAUGCCAGUAGGUAUGCUGGGUAGCAUUACGCCGAAGUUAAAGGAGGUAUUGUCAGAGCUCAGUAAACAUUACGACAGCAACUUCACACACGUACAGACGUAAUGGCAACGUAGUAGUAAGGGGUUAACUUCCCAUGCCUAAUUCGUG
This is a messenger RNA of Babesia bovis T2Bo, 2448 nucleotides long. Its product is annotated as Rad17 cell cycle checkpoint family protein. Bases 1 to 2403 code for a protein of 800 amino acids. The transcript has a single exon. Lineage: Eukaryota; Apicomplexa; Aconoidasida; Piroplasmida; Babesiidae. Gene Ontology annotation, molecular function: chromatin binding. The record is from RefSeq and is a predicted model, not a curated record. Gene Ontology annotation, biological process: mitotic DNA replication checkpoint signaling; DNA repair; DNA damage checkpoint signaling.